ACAGAGUUGGGCCCCGGCCCCCCAGCGCCGGGGAGCAACGUUGCUUUUACUGUCUGUGGCAGCAUCGUGGCUUUUGCUUCUCGCAGUUGUGGCUCCUUCGUGUUCGUUGCUGUUUCGCUUUUAAAAAAACAUCACAUUUAAGCACUAAAAUGCCACAGCCGAAACCCUACGAAAGGCCCGCCGACUUCAUCGAUCCCGGAAAGCCUUCGAAAUGCAAAUGGCAUUUGGGAACCACCGAGAAGUCGCCCCACACGCAGCGGGGCAUUGCGCACCGGCAACAGAUCACACCAAACAUCCUCGAGGUGAUUGGAUGCACUCCCUUGGUUAGACUAAAUAAUAUCCCCGCCAGCGAGGGAAUCGAGUGUGAGAUGUAUGCCAAAUGCGAGUUUCUUAAUCCCGGUGGAUCGGUCAAGGAUCGCAUUGGCUAUCGCAUGGUGCAGGAUGCCGAGGAAAAGGGUCUCCUCAAGCCAGGAUUCACGAUUAUCGAGCCAACUUCUGGAAACACAGGCAUCGGACUGGCUAUGGCCUGUGCCGUCAAGGGUUACAAGUGCAUCAUUGUGAUGCCGGAGAAGAUGUCCAAUGAAAAGGUAUCGGCACUGCGUACUCUCGGUGCCAAGAUCAUUCGUACACCAACGGAGGCUGCCUACGAUUCACCCGAGGGCCUGAUCUAUGUGGCCCAGCAGCUGCAAAGGGAAACGCCCAAUUCCAUUGUCCUGGAUCAGUAUCGGAAUGCGGGCAAUCCUUUGGCACACUAUGACGGCACCGCUGCCGAGAUCUUGUGGCAGUUGGACAAUCAGGUGGAUAUGAUUGUGGUCUCGGCCGGAACGGCGGGCACAAUCAGCGGCAUUGGCAGGAAAAUUAAGGAGCAGGCUCCCAACUGUCAAAUUGUGGGCGUGGAUCCCUUUGGUUCGGUCCUGGCCCGUCCCAAGGAGCUCAACAAGAGCGACGUGCAAUUUUAUGAGGUCGAGGGUAUUGGCUACGACUUUCCGCCCACCGUCUUCGAUGACAGUGUGGUCGAUGUGUGGACAAAGAUCGGUGAUCCCGAUUGUUUCCCCAUGAGCCGGCGUUUGAAUGCCGAGGAGGGUCUCCUGUGCGGCGGAUCUAGCGGCGGUGCAAUGCACGCUGCCCUCCAGCAUGCUCGCAAACUGAAGAAGGGCCAACGUUGCGUGGUCAUUCUGCCCGAUGGCAUUCGCAACUAUAUGACCAAGUUUGUGUCGGACAACUGGAUGGAGGCCCGUGGCUUCAAGGAGUCGGUUAACGAGCAUGGCCACUGGUGGUGGAAUCUAACUAUCCAGAAGCUGCAGCUUCCUGUGCCGCCGGUAAUUCUCAAGUCGGAUGCUACUGUGGGAGAGGCCGUAGCCCAGAUGAAGCAACAUCGCGUGGACCAACUGGCCGUGGUGGAUAGCGAAGAUGGUUCCAUUUUGGGCGUGGUUGGCCAGGAAACGUUAAUCACUCAGAUCGUGAGCAUGAACCGCCAGCCCACGGAUCCCGCAAUUAAGGCACUUAAUAAGCGCGUGAUUCGUCUGAAUGAAUCCGAGAUUCUGGGCAAGCUGGCCCGCGUCCUUGAGGUGGAUCCCACUGUGUUGAUUGUGGGCAAGAACGCCGCCGGCAAGGAGGAGGUCAAGGCACUGGCCAACAAGCUGGACGUGACUGCCUUUAUCACAGACGCUGGAAAUCAGAGCUCCAAGGCUAAUGGUACCACCACAAAUGGCAGUGGCCACUAAAACGCUAAUUGAAUUAGCUUUAUGGAGUUGGUACCCAUUCUCGAAAUCAAUAAUUAACCUACCGACCAUAAACUUAUAGCCUAAUUCCAUUUUUUAAAACUAUUUUAACAUUUUUUAAACUAUUUUGGUAAUAAGAACAUUGAGUGGAAAUCAAUAGAAAGAUUGAAAUGUGUUCUAGUGGAAUUAGGUUAUUUUGCGUAAACAAUUUGCAUGCAUUUUAUCUAUUUGAUAAUAAAUAUCUUAUACAUACGGAA
Drosophila kikkawai is the source of this 1978-nucleotide messenger RNA. It is a transcript of the gene Cbs, whose product is annotated as Cystathionine beta-synthase. Gene Ontology annotation, cellular component: cytoplasm. Gene Ontology annotation, molecular function: cystathionine beta-synthase activity. The record is from RefSeq and is a predicted model, not a curated record. NCBI's taxonomy places the organism in Eukaryota, Metazoa, Arthropoda, Insecta, Diptera, Drosophilidae.